This is a messenger RNA of Daphnia magna, 1185 nucleotides long. Its product is annotated as N5-carboxyaminoimidazole ribonucleotide synthase-like. Gene Ontology annotation, molecular function: phosphoribosylaminoimidazole carboxylase activity; ATP binding; metal ion binding. The transcript has a single exon. Bases 1 to 1185 code for a protein of 394 amino acids. NCBI's taxonomy places the organism in Eukaryota, Metazoa, Arthropoda, Branchiopoda, Diplostraca, Daphniidae. Gene Ontology annotation, biological process: 'de novo' IMP biosynthetic process. The record is from RefSeq and is a predicted model, not a curated record.
AUGAUACGAAUGACAACGGCAAUUACGCCGCCCGCCACGUUGGGGGUUUUGGGGGGCGGUCAGCUCGGGCGCAUGUUUGCGCAGGCGGCGCAAAGCAUGGGCUACGCGGUUUGGGUGCUUGACCCUGAUGUGAAUAGCCCUGCGGGGCAGUUGGCAAAUCGGCAUAUUUGCGCGGCGUAUGAUGACAAAGCCGCGUUGCAAUUACUGGCGGAUAACUGCGCGGGUGUGACGACGGAGUUUGAAAACGUGCCGGCCGAUGUGUUGCUCUGGCUGGGCGAGCGCGUGGCGGUUGCGCCGUCGGGCGAUGCGGUGGCGAUUGCGCAAAACCGUGUGGUGGAAAAAACCUUUAUUGAGCAGGGCGGGGUGGCGGUUGCGCCGUAUGUGGUGCUUGAUUCGCCUGAGGCAUUGCGCGCUGCGCAAGCCCGCGUUGACUUGUUUCCUGCAAUUUUAAAAACCGCGCGGAUGGGGUACGACGGCAAAGGACAGGUGACGGUACACGCGGCGGCUGAUUUGGCGGGCGCGUGGCAGUCGUUAAACAAUGUGGAUUGCGUGCUCGAGCAACGAUUGCCGCUGGCGUUUGAGGUGUCGGCGUUGUUGGCGCGGGGUUGGGAUGGCGCGGUUGCGCAUUAUGCGUUGGCGCAAAAUGUGCAUCGCGGCGGUAUUUUGCAUACUUCCAGCGUGCCUGCGCCGUCGGCGGAUGCGGCGUUGGUUGAGCGCGCCCAAACGGCUGCGGCCAAAAUCGCCCAAACCAUGGGUUAUGUCGGGGUGUUGUGUGUUGAGUUUUUUAUUUUGACCGAUGGUUCAUUGGUGGUGAAUGAAGUCGCGCCGCGCCCGCACAAUUCGGGACAUUACACCAUGAAUGCGUGCUUGACCAGCCAGUUUGAGCAGCAAGUGCGCGCCUUGACGGGUUUGCCGCUGGGCGCAACCCAUCAAACCAGCCCGUGCGUGAUGCUGAAUAUUUUGGGUGAUGCGUGGUUUGAUGCGCAACAAAAUCCACGUGCGCCUGACUGGACAGGGGUUUUGAGUGAAGUGGAUAGUUUUGUGCAUUUGUACGGCAAAGCCGAACCCAAGCCUGCGCGCAAAAUGGGGCAUGUGAAUUUUGUGGGCAAACGUUUAGAAAAAGCCGCGCUGCGCUGUGAAGCGGCGAUGCGUGUGCUUGGUUUACAAGGUGGUGUCAAUGAUUGA